Molecule: messenger RNA, 1303 nt
Organism: Aspergillus candidus
Lineage: Eukaryota; Fungi; Ascomycota; Eurotiomycetes; Eurotiales; Aspergillaceae
Product: wax synthase family protein
Exons: 2
Coding region: 21-1262 (413 amino acids)
Biological process (GO): lipid metabolic process
Source: RefSeq, a predicted model, not a curated record
CUCCAACAGCAGCAGCAGCGAUGACCGCCCAGACAGCUGGAAUGCCACCGCCCUGGGCCAUCCCCGCCCUACAAUGGCUCCUCGUACAGCUCGUGACAGGCCUGACGAUCGCCCUGGCACCCGCGCACUCCCCCGCGCGGCCCAUCGCCGCAGUCGCAGUCGUCGCCCUCGCAGCCUCCGUCCAGCAGCAUGCGAUACAACAAGCCUUCGCGGGGGUCCGCGUAGGAGGCCCCAUCGUCGCCAUGUGCUGGGUGAAUGUUCUCAACGCGUUCGAUCUACUGCUUCUGAGCCGCGCGUCGUACGACGCGCAGGUCGCAUGGGAGGCGAAAAAGACCCGCGAGAAGACGACGCACAAGUCCUUAUUCCGUCGUGUCGUCUGGGGCGUUAACACCGUGUUUAAUUAUCGUCGGAUUGAUACGCCUUGGCAGAUUGAUCAGUUGCCGGCUUUUGAUGACUCCGAUCCUGACUAUGUGCCUACUCGGCUGCGGUAUGUGGGUCUCGCUGCUGCGAAGGUUGUUUUUGCGCUGGUGGCUGUGCAUAUGUUUACGGUUGAGGCGGAUGAGAUGUAUGUUGCGGAUGCCGUGGUGAUGUUGCCGACAGAUGUGAGAACGGUACUGGUGCCGGGUCGGGGUGAGGGGGCGGCGAGGCGCGUUCUGGUGCAGAGUUUGUUCACCGUGUCGUUUGGGGUUAUCUGCAGAGCGGCUAUUCUUGCUGGGUAUUCUUCUUAUGCGAUGCUGGUCGUUGCGCUGGGGUUCUAUGAGCCGGUUGAGUGGCCGCCGAUUGCGGGUUCAUUGACGGAUGCGUGGACGCUGAGACGGCUGUGGUCGAGGUCAUGGCACCAAAUAUUCCGCCAAACAGUGGUCUCAAACGGCAACUUCAUCGCCUCAACCCUGGGUAUACCGUCAUCGUCAGCAUGGGUGUGCUACAUGCGUCUUGCAUUUGCGUUCGCCGUCUCCGGACUCGUACACCUCGGUAUGGAUCUCGCGUUCGGUGUACCGCUUGCGCAGAGUGGCGCGAUGUAUUUCUUUAUGUUGCAGGCCGCGGGAAUCGUCGUGGAGAAUGUAUCCCAGCAUGUCUUCCGCGACACAAUUAACAAGAUGAGUCCCGGUUGGCGUCAAGGGAUUGGGUACACGUGGGUGAUAGUGUUCCUGUUGUGGACGACGCCGGUUUGGUUGAACCCGUUGGUACAUCAGUUGCAUCGAGAAGGGGUGCGGGCGUUUUCUCCGUUUUUGUGCCUUGGGAGUGGCAGUUGGGUGUUGUAGUGUCAGUUAUUAGAUUUGCAUAUUGCGUAUGAGAGGGCGUU